CCCCCCCAUUCUCCCGCAUUCCGUUUUUGAGACCUUUCCGUCUACCACCAUCAUGUCGUCUCUGACUACAGGCGGCAUCCCAUCAACGGCCGUUUCCCUCCUUGGCGCCUCUCAGAUCAACCCAGGCAAACCUCUUCCACCUUUGACUGUUAAGGAGACAUCCGCGGAACGCCCAGAAACUGUGGUUUUGACUGGAAGGAACAUCAUCAUUGGUGUACCGGGAGCGUUCACUGGAACAUGCAGCGGCCAAAUUUCGGGGUAUAUUGAGGAGUACGAAGCAUUCAAGGCUAAAGGAGUAGAAGGGAUAUACGUCGUGGCGGUCAAUGACCAGUUUGUGAUGAACGGCUGGAAGGAGAAGCUCGCUCCGAAUGGUACUCCUAUUCACUUCCUGGCUGAUGAUCAAGGCACAUUCACCAGUGAGACGGGCCUUAUCUUCGAUGCGACGCCAUUGCUGGGCGGGCCUCGAUCCAAGCGCUAUGUCAUGAUUGUCAACGACAAUCAUGUCGUGUCUCUAGCAGUAGAGGACGACCCGAACAAAGUCACUGUUACGAGUGCGAAGAUGAUUCUGACCGCUUUGAGCUUCAUGUUUUGAGGUUGGAGAAGAAAAUAUAGAAGUACCGUGUACAUCACGAAUGUAACACUAUUAGAAGAAGGGAUCC
This is a messenger RNA of Desarmillaria tabescens, 659 nucleotides long. Its product is annotated as Redoxin. Lineage: Eukaryota; Fungi; Basidiomycota; Agaricomycetes; Agaricales; Physalacriaceae. Gene Ontology annotation, biological process: cell redox homeostasis; hydrogen peroxide catabolic process; cellular response to oxidative stress. The record is from RefSeq and is a predicted model, not a curated record. The transcript has 5 exons. Gene Ontology annotation, cellular component: peroxisome; cytoplasm; cytosol. Bases 53 to 592 code for a protein of 179 amino acids. Gene Ontology annotation, molecular function: thioredoxin peroxidase activity.